AUGCGCGACGAUGAGUUCAUCAAUGGGGCGACGGACUUAUCUGAAGACUUCUAUUCGUCGAACUCAUUUACUGAUAACCUCUUAUCAAUCUUGGAGGACCGCACGGAGGGACAUAAAGAGCAGCCGUUCUUCUCCUAUCUCGCUUUCACGGCGCCGCAUUGGCCGUUGCCGGCGCCACAGGAUGCAAUCAAGAAAUACAAGGGGUGGUACGAUGAUGGGCCGCUUGCCUUGCGGAGUCGGCGACUGAAGAGUCUAAUCGCGAACGGUCUAGUGCCCGAGGGGGUCGAUCCGGCUCCGAUCAUCACGUUGGGGACUACGCCCUGGGAUGAGUUUUUCGAUGAAGAGCGGCAGAUGUCUAGUCGGACGAUGGAGAUUUACGCCCCCAUGGUUGAAAUCAUGGACGCGAACCACGGCCGGGUGUGGGAGUACCUCGAGUCGUCGGGCGAAUGGGAUAAUACUUUUCUGGUCUUCGUUUCGGACCAUGGGAGAUCUGCCAACACUUUCCCUGUCGUGAAGAGAUGUUCGGCUCGCCGAUCCCAGAGCAUAUCACCGGUCGUUCAUCCGUGA
Messenger RNA from Aspergillus homomorphus CBS 101889, 567 nucleotides. RefSeq names its product alkaline phosphatase-like protein. Gene Ontology annotation, molecular function: arylsulfatase activity. The record is from RefSeq and is a predicted model, not a curated record. The transcript has a single exon. Bases 1 to 567 code for a protein of 188 amino acids. Lineage: Eukaryota; Fungi; Ascomycota; Eurotiomycetes; Eurotiales; Aspergillaceae.